This is a messenger RNA of Populus nigra (black poplar), 2995 nucleotides long. Its product is annotated as ubiquitin carboxyl-terminal hydrolase 8-like. The record is from RefSeq and is a predicted model, not a curated record. Gene Ontology annotation, biological process: protein deubiquitination. Bases 492 to 1427 code for a protein of 311 amino acids. Gene Ontology annotation, molecular function: cysteine-type deubiquitinase activity. NCBI's taxonomy places the organism in Eukaryota, Viridiplantae, Streptophyta, Magnoliopsida, Malpighiales, Salicaceae. The transcript has 7 exons.
AUGUGCAAAUAUUUCUCACAGCACAGAACUGAAGCUAAAUACAAGAGCCUUCUUUUAAUAAAACUUCUCUAUGAUUCCAUAUUUGACAAUAGACUGAAAUUUCCAGGACAAUCUGAUUUCCUCUUACAGGGAGAGCUUGCAAUAUUUUUGUUCCCAAGUCUAAACUGUCAUAUAUGGGACUUCUCAGGGCAGACAAUCCAAUUUCUCAUGGAUAAUAGGAUCAACCUGCCAAAUGAUAUCCUGGGAGAACAUGACAAAGAGAUUGCACUUGAAUUGCAAGCCUAUGAAUUUUAAGAUUCUAUGACUGCUAGAGAUGAAAGGUUUGAUGAGAUGGUGGGGAUGGGGACUUCUUUUGGUGUUGGUUCUGUUAAAAUGAAUGGGUGCACUAAUCAUGUUCGACACCAAGGAACUCCUCACGAUCUGGGGGUGGUCUUAGGGGACUUGGUUACUUGGGUUUGAGGGGAUUGCAGAAUCUUGGGAAUACAUGUUUCAUGAACAGUGCAAUUCAGUGCUUGGCACACUCCCCAAAGCUAGUUGACUGUUUCCUUGGGGACUAUAGAAAAGAGAUAAAUCAGGAAAAUCCAAUAGGAACGAAGGGAGAGCUUGCUUUAGCAUUUGGGGAUUUGUUAAGUAAGCUAUGGACACCAGGAAGGACGCCGGUGGCUCCUGCAAUAUUCAAGCGAAAAUUAGCAGAUUUUUCUCCUCAAUUUAGCGGCUACAACCAGCAUGAUUCUCAAGGUCAGUAUCAGUCAACACUGGUUUGCCCUGCUUGCAACAAGAAGUCUGUCACAUUUGAUCCAUUUAUGUACUUAUCACUGCCGUUACCUUCAACAACAAUGCGGACUAUGACUUUGACUGUUUUGAGCACUGAUGGGAGGAAUUUACCAUCCCCUAUUACUGUAACUGUGCCCAAAUGUGGGAGGCUAAAGGAUCUCAAUGGGGCCUUGAGCAUUGCGUGUUCUUUGAGAGAUAUUGAUGAAAUGCUGAUGGUGGUUGAGAUAUACAAGAAUAAAAUUUUUCGUCCCAUGACUGAGUCAUCUGACUCGGUAGCCUUGAUCAGAGACGAAGACAAACUUGUUGCUUAUCGGUUACCAAAAGAUAACCAGAAUUCACUCUUAGUUGUCUUUAUGCACGAAAGAGUGGAAAGGCCUUGUAAAUUUGAGAGAGCAAUGCCAAAUUUGAAACUGUUUGGCAUUCCGUUUGUAGCAAGGUUAGAUGAUCUUUCUACUGGAUUUGAUCUCCAUAAACUGUAUCUGAAAUUACAUAGUCCACUUCUUAUGCCUGCUGAAGAUGCAUGCGAUGACUAUGAUGAUGUGGGGAUCACAACUAGUGAAGAUUCUACAAUGGAGAAUGUCCUUAGCCCCACAAUCUAUAUAGGCUUGGACACUGGAACAAAGGAUGACCAGUGUUCCUGUUCUGAUUUUUGAUUCUAUUUGAAAGAUGGAUUGAGAUCAACAGAGAUGAAGAUGAAUGAUCCAUUACCAGUCCCAACAUUUAACGAUGACUUGGAGGUCUAUGCAACUUGGUCAGAAAACACGAUUGAGAAGUAUGAUACAUGCCUUCUCAACUUGGAGGACUUCCCAAUCGAUGAUUUUGAACUGUCAACCUACAUUUCCCAGAAGGACAGCCAUUUUUCCAAUCAUUAUGUAUUGUAUGCAACAAGUAAUCAUCAUGAAGGCAUGGGAUGUGGUCACUACGAAGCAUUUAUUGAUGCAAGUGGUGUUCAUUCUAUCUAUGCAUUUUCUUUUAUUGCCUUUGGUCAAGAGACUGCAGAUAGAACCAUUCCACAGAGGACACCUGCACGCGCGCACAUUUAGACAGAGCUAGGAAAUAUUCGUUUUUAUUGAUGCAUGUUAUUCAUCUGGGCUGGCUUCAUCAAUCUAGGAUUUUUUGAUAAUAGUGUUUCUCAUCAACUUAGAAUGAAUUUGGAAGUUCUCCUAGGUGUUAUAGAACUUGCUGGAUGGAUUUGCAGAGUAAUCAUCUUUAGGGGGCAUGCACUGUUUAGAAAUCAGCAUAUGCAUUUGUGGGGCAAUCGUUGAUUAUAAAAAUUGACCACUGCAUGUCCCCUUCAGGGUGUCGAGCAGUUUAUGCAUGCAUUCGAUAUAUUAUAAUAACAAGUGAGUCAAGAGCUGUGAAAUAGAAUGGGGAACAUGAAUUCAUAUUGGGCUUCCUAGACACCAAAUGAUAAUUUUCUCCUCUUCAACCCACCCAAGAUAGAGAUGUUAUAGUGAUGUGAAAUCUGAUGUUACACACUCCUUAUCCUAUUUCCUUUCAGUUGUUUUGGACUCUAGUAUGGCUGGGAAGGGAAAGGGACUGAUGAGAAGGGAAGAUUUACCUCCCCACUGUUAUGAAUUUUUCAGCAGGGGAAUGCGAGUCAAACAGCUUCUCUUUGUUUGUUUAGAGAAGAACGGAAGCUAGUGCUUGUAGAAUUGAAUUGUAAGGAAGGAAAAGAGGGGGAGAUGUAUCUAGCUAUGUUUUGCUCAUGCGGAAGUUAAAACAAAAGACAGCAACACAAUUUUGUGGGAUGUUCCCAAAUCUGAAACACAAAUCUCUGUAUUUCUGUGGUCACCAUCAUAUACUCCAGGAAGAUUUUUUAUAUUUUCUUGUCUUCAAGUGCGUGUAGUCUAAAAUUAUUAUUGUUCUUGUGCAGCUUGGGUAUCACAAAUGGGACGAGUUCGAUAAUAUCAAAACAUAUGCUGCUUACGUACUUUUCUACAGGAGAGUUACCUAAACAUCUUCAUAUAAAUAUUUGGCACAAUCUCUUGACAGGGUCAAGACCUGCAUUAUCAUUUAGAGACAGCUUCCUCUGUAGCAGCAGGAAACAAUUAUGAAUUGGAGGGAACACACAGGAAGUACAGGGGAGGAUUUGCUGUACAUUUUUUAGGGGGCGUCAGUGAAAGAAAAUUUGUUACAAAUUGAUCAUACACUUUUUAUUUAACGUGUAUAGAUGCUUCAUACAGGAUUUUUGAGAAAUGUCCAACCAUUUUUUGUCAAA